Molecule: messenger RNA, 2164 nt
Organism: Lytechinus pictus (painted urchin)
Lineage: Eukaryota; Metazoa; Echinodermata; Echinoidea; Temnopleuroida; Toxopneustidae
Product: L-gulonolactone oxidase-like
Exons: 7
Coding region: 265-1200 (311 amino acids)
Cellular component (GO): membrane
Molecular function (GO): D-arabinono-1,4-lactone oxidase activity; FAD binding
Source: RefSeq, a predicted model, not a curated record
GGGGCUUUGAACACUAAAAUAUACACAUCAUAUUCAUACGCAUUUUAGUUCCCGAAUACAAUUAUUUGUAGACGCUGUAAAAAAGUAGAUGUUUUGACAAUAUGAAUAUAUAUUGUACUUGAACACAUGCAUGGCUGCUGCCAUUCAAAACAGGAAGGCCUAAAUGCAUGAAGUCAGACGACGCCACUGCAAAUUCAGAAUCUGCUACGUUAGAGCAGGGACGUGAGAGAGCUUAAGAGGUCAUGCUUAAGAGGGUCUGUAGAAAUGGACAACUGCAGGUUUACCACUUGGAAUGGUAUUGAUAGCUGCACACCGGAGCUCUUUUUCAAACCUUCCUCAACAGAAGAACUUAGAGAGAUUUUGAUAAAAGCCAAGUUAGCAAACCGCCGGGUGAAGGUAAUUGGAAGCGGUCAUUCUAUGAAUCGUCUAGCUUGUACCGAUGGAUACAUGAUCGACUUACAGGAAUUCGACAAAGUUAUCAAUGUAGAUUCUCAAAAUUUGACAAUAUGUGUGGAGGCUGGGAUAAAGCUCACCCGUCUAUGCGAAGAUGUCUUACCAAAACAAGGCCUUGCUUUGUCUGUGUUAUCAGUUAUUUCGGACCAGUCUCUCGGUGGAGCGAUCUCUACAUGCACACACGGCUCAGGUCUACAUUUUGGGAUAAUGGCCUCUUACAUAAUAGAUAUGAAGAUCAUGACGUCAUCUGGAGAGAUAAUUCGCUGCUCCAAGGAUGAGAAGCCUGAGCUAUUCAGUGCUGCGUGCUGCGGACUUGGGGCCCUCGGUGUCAUCUUAUCAGCCACUAUCCAGUGCGAAAAGGCGUUCAACCUUCACGAGACGACAACGCCGAUACGAUUUGAUGAGAUGGUGUCCAAGAUGGACGAUUAUCUCCAAUCGGGAGAUCACGUACAGUUCUUCUGGGUACCGAACACGGACCACGUUGUGAUGUAUUGUGCAUUACGAACAGACGGACCCGCUACAGCGCCCCCUACGCCAUCUUGGUUCUGGAACUCACUCGUCGCAAAUCAUCUCUUCCAAUCCUUGUACUGGAUUAGUGACUAUUUUCAAAGAGCGAUUCCUUGGAUUAACUGGGCGUUUUACCAACUGUUCUUAUCGCGUCUGUCGUCACGGGUGGGUGCCAGUCAUCGGAUGUUCACCCUCUUUGUACCAAUGGGAGCGGCAAACGAAUGGGCGGUACCACUGUGAGUGCAUAUUCUCAUCGCGAACUAGUUUCCAUUAACAAGCAUACCAAGCAUCCACUUCGAAGACGCCUUCUACAACGUUCAGAAUGUAUUGAAAAUGCCUGUCAUAUGACAACGGACAGAUUAGAGGUCAUUGUCGAAAGCCUGGUGGACCGGGACAUCACAUCGUCUUUAGAUUCGAACUAAAUAUGUGCAAAUAUGUCGCUUGUCCAGCGUCCAGGACGACACUGCUGUUUUGAUUAACCGAAUUUCGACAAUUGAGGCUGCUUUGAUAAAAGAUUUUUAGCGUUAAAGAAAGCGUCUGCAAAGUGAUUGCUAAAAUGCCCUAAUCCACUUUUCGCAACACCAUGCAGUUACUGCUGCAGUCACAUUUUCUCUACCAUGUCUACGGCAGCCGUACGGCAAGUCGAAAACAGCCGUUUUAUUCGUUUAUAUUCAAACCACCUAUACGUAGCAGGUAUAAAAAAAUAAUAAUACAACGGUUGUUUUCGCUGUUUGGCCACCGUAUAUGGCGCGCCAUUUGUUUCAUAAAGGCGAUAAACUCAGUUUAUCGCCGAAAAACCUAGUUUAUCAAUCGAAAAACCUAGUUUUUCAAUUGAAAAACUAAGUUUUUCGCCGAUAAACUUAGUUUUUCGCCGAUAAACUAAGUUUAUCACUUGAAAAACUAAGAUUAUCAAGAAAAACUAAGUUUAUCGCCGAAAAACUUAGUUUUUCGAUUGAAAAACUAGGUUUUUCUUGAUAAACUUAGUUUUUCAAUUGAAAAACUAAGUUUAUCGUCGAAAAACUAAGUUUUUCACUGAUAAACUAAGUUUUUCAAUGAAAAACUAGGUUUUUCAAUGAAAAACUAGGUUUUUCAAGUGAAAAACUUAGUUUUUCUCGAUAAACUUAGUUUUUCAAGCGAUAAACUCAGUUUUUCAUUUGAUAAACAGAGUUAUUUGAUAAACUAAGUUUUUCAAGUGAUAAACUAA